Messenger RNA from Malania oleifera, 1028 nucleotides. Its product is annotated as succinate dehydrogenase subunit 5, mitochondrial-like. Gene Ontology annotation, cellular component: respiratory chain complex II (succinate dehydrogenase). NCBI's taxonomy places the organism in Eukaryota, Viridiplantae, Streptophyta, Magnoliopsida, Santalales, Ximeniaceae. The coding region runs from base 138 to 875 and encodes 245 amino acids. The record is from RefSeq and is a predicted model, not a curated record. The transcript is spliced from 4 exons. Gene Ontology annotation, biological process: tricarboxylic acid cycle.
GGUCCAUUGGACCCAAAAGCAGGCAAAUCAUUGGCAACAUCAAACCUGAAAAUAACAAUAAAUCACUCCCUUGUUAUUUUCUAUUUCUUCUUCUUCUUCUUUCUUCUUCUAAUUGUUACGCUUCUUCCUCGCGGCAAAUGGAGAGGCUGGGCCUUCUGAGAUCCAUCCGUCGAUCGGCGUGCUUCAGAUCUCGCCCUUUUACUUCCGCCGCCGCCGCCGCCGCCGCCAGCAAUUCCCACCUCCACCACCUUCGCCGUGGUAUUCCCAGCUCUUCCACUUCCAGGAGCUUCUUCUUUCGCCUCUCUCCGCUUUCUGAUUGCGGGUCUGCUUUUGAAUCAAGAAUCGGAAGUAGUCGUGCUUUUAGCCAAGACGUAACCCAUUUGCCUGUCAUAAGUGACUCUGAAAUUCGUAAUGUUUUCAAGGAUUUAAUGGCUGCGAGUUGGGAUGAGCUCCCAGACACAGUAAUUCACGAUGCGAAGAAUGCGUUGUCUAAAAGUACCGAUGACAAGGUUGGACAGGAAGCACUGGCGAAUGUUUUCCGCGCGGCGGAGGCAGUGGAGGAGUUUGGUGGGAUUCUUGUAUCUUUGAGAAUGGAAAUUGAUGACAGCAUUGGAUUGAGUGGCGAGAAUGUGAAGCCCUUGUCACAUGAGUUUGCAAAUGCUCUUCAAACUGUCUAUAAACGGUACACUGCAUAUUUGGAUGCAUUUGGAUCCAAUGAUGAGGCCUAUUUGCGAAAGAAAGUAGAGACUGAGUUGGGGACAAAGAUGAUACACUUGAAGAUGAGGUGCAGCGGCAUUGGUUCUGAGUGGGGGAAGGUUACUGUUCUUGGGACUUCUGGACUUUCUGGGUCUUAUGUUGAGCAAAGAGGUCCAUAGUUUUCAAAAGUCGUCUUUCUUCUCUCUCAGCUUUCUUGUUUCAGAAACAUCUUUAAUGUCUGGAAAGAGCUUGUUAUAUUUUCUGCAAAGAAAUUAUCUUUGUCAGAGCUGCAUGCACAGUCAAUUAAAUAAUGAAAAUUUCUUUGUCGACUA